Messenger RNA from Glycine soja, 812 nucleotides. RefSeq names its product protein disulfide-isomerase LQY1, chloroplastic-like. The record is from RefSeq and is a predicted model, not a curated record. The transcript is spliced from 5 exons. Bases 111 to 578 code for a protein of 155 amino acids. Lineage: Eukaryota; Viridiplantae; Streptophyta; Magnoliopsida; Fabales; Fabaceae.
UGAUGUUGUUUGUUGGGAGUUUCAUUGCCUCAAUUCUCAUUUUUCAGUUGAGUUCAGAUACCAUAACCAUACCAUACCAUACCAGAAAAUUAAACUGAAGUGAGAGAGAGAUGACAGUACUGUCUCCUUCUCUUUCUCGGCCUAAGUUGCAAUCUUCCUUUCUUUGUUGCCCUCUCAAAUAUUCUAAGCCUACAAAUAGAAAUAUUCAACCAAAACCCACUUCUUAUCCACGCAUUAGAGCUUUGGACCUUGAUCAAAACACGGUAGUGGCUAUAAGUGUAGGUGUUGUUAGUGUGGCUGUUGGGAUUGGCAUUCCAGUGUUCUAUGAAACCCAAAUUGAUAAUGCUGCUAAGCGAGAAAACACACAGCCCUGUUUCCCAUGCAAUGGAUCUGGCGCUCAGAAAUGCAGAUUUUGCUUGGGAAAUGGCAAUGUGACAGUUGAACUUGGUGGAGGUGAGGAGGAGGUGUCUCGAUGCAUAAAUUGUGACGGUGUUGGUUCAUUGACAUGCACAACUUGUCAAGGAUCUGGAAUUCAACCUCGUUACCUUGACCGCAGAGAAUUCAAAGAUGAUGACUGAGGCAAGCUAAGAAUAAGUGGUGCCGAUUUUGUAUCCAAGUAUGAGGUUAUUGUACUCGUGUAAUUUCUUUGAUCUGUGUACACACCUAAUACAACUGUCAAAAUCAUGUUGAUGCUUUCAUUUGGUUUACAUUUCAAUCGAUGAUCAUAUGAUAUUAGGCCACUCACUUUCGUUGCCUAUGUGUGUAAAAAUUUGACGUUUUCUAGGCAUUAAUUUAUUCAAUUGUUCAAUGUC